Molecule: messenger RNA, 2169 nt
Organism: Anopheles stephensi (Asian malaria mosquito)
Lineage: Eukaryota; Metazoa; Arthropoda; Insecta; Diptera; Culicidae
Exons: 1
Coding region: 1-2169 (722 amino acids)
Source: RefSeq, a predicted model, not a curated record
AUGCCGGUAAAGGAGCGCUGGAGGAAGGCCCGUGUACCUUCCUUGUGCUUUGGAUGUUUGGGCAAGCACAAUUGGCGGACGUGCUUGAACAGACCGGUGUGCGGGAAGGAUGGAUGCACGUAUCAGCAUCAUGCGCUGUUGCAUGGCGUUGAGGAGCAGCGUAGGUCCAACAACGAGAUCAGUUCCCGAGACGGUGGUGCUGUUGUGGCCAACAACCAUCAUCAGAAUGCGUCGUCGUCGUCUUCAUCGUUGUCAGCGUCGUCGUCGUCGAAGGUAUUUUUCCGAAUUGUGCCUGUCACUGUUUAUGGUCCAGCCUCAACGGUAACAACGUUUGCCUUCUUGGAUGAAUGUUCGUCCAUGACGUUAGUGGACGAGGAUUUAGCGGAAGAAUUGGGUGUCGAAGGGGAGGUAGAACCUCUUUGCAUUCGUUGGACCGGUGACACAACAAGGGUUGAGGCUGGUUCCAGGCGUGUGAACUUCGAGGUGGGGCCGGUCGGUUUUACGAAGCGUUCGGUCAACUCGGUGCGGACGGUGCCUAGGUUAAAUCUUCCUCGACAAUCCUUCGAACCGGACGAAGGAACAUGGGAACAUCUGAAGCGGUUACCGAUAAGGGAAUAUCAGAAUGCGGAACCGAGGAUGUUAAUCGGUUUUGACAAUCUGCGGUUGUCGGUCCCUCUUAGGACGGUAGAGGGAGGAGUUGGUGAACCGAUCGCAGUUAAUACGCGCCUAGGUUGGUGCAUCUACGGGAAACCGAUAAACGUGGAGGGUGAGCGACUGUUGCAUAUCUGCGAGUGCAACAAUCUGGAGGACCUUCACGAAACGAUUCGGAAGUUUUACGAGCUGGAACAGGUGGGGGUUACGCACGUAGUCCAGCCAGAUCCGGAAGUACAACGUGCGCAACAUCUUUUGGAAGUUACUACCGUUCGGGUAGGGAAGCGUUUCGAGUCAGGCCUGCUGUGGAAGGUCGAUAAUGUCUGCCUGGAGAGAAGGAUGGAACGAGAUGGUCAGCUGAAGUUGCAGGUACAGCGUCAGAUUCGUGAUCUGUUGGACAAGCAGUACGUGCACAAGGCUACGGCACAGGAACUGGCGGAAGCUGAUCAGAAUCGUGUUUGGUAUCUGCCAAUAGGGGUAAUCACGAACCCAAAUAAGCCCGGGAAGGUCCGUCUGAUUUGGGAUGCUGCAGCCAAGGCACAAGGGGUCUCGCUCAACGACAUGCUCCUUAAGGGUCCAGAUGAGGUUAUGUCCUUGCCCGGAGUACUCUUCCGAUUCCGUCUGUAUGCGGUGGCGGCGUGUGCGGAUGUGAAGGAGAUGUUUCUACAAAUAAGAGUACGAAAGGAGGACAAGCAUGCGCAGCGUUUCUUGUGGCGUGACAAUCCUUCGGACGAGCUGAGUACCUACAUUGUAGACGUCGUGACGCUUGGUUCUACGUGUUCGCCGGCCACAGCGCAGUAUGUUAAGGCCCGGAAUGCGAAGGAACACAUAGAGCAGUUUUUACGAGCGGUAGAAGGUAUUCUUGAGAGUACCUACGUGGAUGACUACCUGGACAGCUUCGGGACGGUAGAAGAAGCUUGCCAGGUAUCCAGAGAGGUGAGAGAGAUUUUCAGCAAUGGUGGUUUCGAGCUGAGGAAUUGGAGCUCGAAUAGGUUGGCGGUCUUGAAAUCUCUCGACGAACCGGACGGCAGUAAUGUGAAAUGCUUAUCAUCUGUAGGAGAUGAGUCGGAGCGCGUGUUAGGAAUGCGCUGGAAUCCUUCAUCGGACGAGUUAGGAUUCUGUACUCGGGCGUGCACGGCGAUAUCGGACCUGUGGAGAGAAGAGCGGAUCCCUACGAAGAGGGAAGUUCUGCGAUGUGUGAUGUCACUGUACGAUCCCCUUGGGCUGCUGGCAAUGUUCGUGAUACAUGGCAAGAUCCUGAUUCAAGAUCUUUGGCGAACCGGCACGCAGUGGGAUGAGGAGAUAAGCGGCAUCCAGUACAGGGACUGGCGAAGAUGGGUUGACCUUUUCCCCACUAUCGCCGGCAUACGUAUCCCGCGCUGUAGCUUUACAGAAGCAUCGAAGAAGACUUACGAGAACGGCGAGUGGCAUUUGUCGUCGAUGCCAGUCAGCACGCAUAUGCAUGCGUCUUGUACCUUCGCAUCAUCGACGAGGCUGGAGAACCGCAGUGCACCCUGA